Messenger RNA from Klebsormidium nitens, 1577 nucleotides. The record is from the annotation of a GenBank genome assembly. Lineage: Eukaryota; Viridiplantae; Streptophyta; Klebsormidiophyceae; Klebsormidiales; Klebsormidiaceae.
CAGUCGUCACGCGUAGCUCGCGCUCUCACAAAGCUACAAACAACGCCAGAGAGGGCGCCAGAGCAGAACUUUCCUGGACCAGCAUUGAAUCAAAUGGCGGCGUCCGCAAUACGCUCGUCCGUUGUGUGCAGCGCUUUCAAAUGCUCACAUUCACAAGACAGGAAAUUCACCGCCAAAGCUCAAUCUGAGGGUAUUUCAUCUUUGUUUUGUCCUCGAAAAUGCAAUGCAGCGCCGUUCGGGCGCUCAAAACAUCGCCGCAGCAGAAAUGAUCUCAGGAGGUUGCAGUCGCGACAUGCUAUGGCAGAUGCAAAACACAGACGCAUGAGGUUUUCAACGUGUACUGUAAGAGCGGGUCCCACAGAGGGGCUGGACUUGAUUGAAGCAGCGCAAGCUGAUUCAGAAGCUGAAGCAGUGAACGCCCUCAAAGAGGCAGCGGGUAUCCUCGCGGGACUUGACGCUGACUUUCUCAAAAACUUACCCCAGGAUCUAAAAGCGGAUGCCAAAUUCUCUGGUUUUCAGCUGGCGAAUGGCCCCCUCGACAGAGAGGUUGGCGACUCGGCUGCUGCGGUUCUUGGCGGUCUGGGUCGCGCUUUUGAAUCCCUGGACGCGAAAGCGGCUGCCGCUGCUGCUAGGGGGCUCGCAGAUGCUGCUGCGGGCCUCCCCCCGAAAAGCAGCGAACGCGCGCGGUUCGGGCGGCGGCUGGCAGCGUUUGCGGGGCCGUUGCGGAGCGGAGACUGUGAAGAGCUGAAACAGGUUGCCCGGGCGCUUUCUGCUGCUGGAAAGUCGAUCGCCGAGGGAGCCGAGGAAAAGCCCGUCACGCCUCCGUCCCCAGAGUCGAAAGUGUUGAAGUUCGGAAACCUGCAAGUCGAACUGACGCGACAGAAAGCGUUCGGAGGUGUCGUGGUAGCCUUUGUUUUUGGCUUCUUGUGCGCGCGGCUCACGGCCGGCCUCCAAUCGAUCGAACCCGACUCCAUGCAGUACGCCAACGACAGCGCUUCGGCCCUUGCACAGUCGUUACGGGUUACACUCCUGGCGGCCGGCUGGUCGUGCACUGCAAUGUCCGCGUUCUCAGCAGUGGGCCUUCUCGCGCUCGGUUUGCAAAUGAAGGGCAAAGGAGAGGACAGUAGCUAGAACAGAGCUAGUCACAAGAUCUUUGUAGAGUAACUGUUGUUGAUGUGUCUGCAGUCUACAAGUAGAUUGAUUCGGCCAGAGUUUUGGUAGCAAGAGUUCCACACGGCUGGCGCCUUUGUCGCCGGUACUGCUUGCCGGUUACUACAAGAGACACGUGUAAAUAUCAGACGGCUUGGUUGUGGCAAACGGUUUGUUGCUCUGAGCGGCAGCGCGCGGCAUUCAUUGAGAGCACGGCUUGGACCACUGGCGGCCUCAUGGCAAAGUACAUGUCACCGAACGUCCCUUAAUUAGAACGUAUCUCUAAGUCUGGUUGUGUCGAGACAUCGUGUCAGGACACUGCGCUUGUUUAGUAGUACGUCACACCGAUGAUCUUAAGUAGUGACUCGGCCGGCGCAACCAUCCACGGGAUGGAAGAAUUGUGAGACCAUGAUGAUAAAUGAACUGAG